CACGGAUUGCAGCCAUGGGAGACUUGGAGGCCACACCAAGCAAAUCAAUUUUGACUCCUCCAAAAUGAUAAUUCCUCGCACCUUCUUCUUCCAUUUCUCCUCUCUAUAAAAUCCCCCACUGAAAUUUCCACCAACAUAACAGCCAAAACACAUCACGGCCAUGGAACUCACUCUCCGCCCACUAGAUCUCACCGACGUCGACGAUUUCAUGGGCUGGGCAGCGGACGAGAAAGCCGCUCGAUUCUGCUCCUGGGAGCCCUACCAGGACAAAUCGGAAGCCAUUAAGUUCAUCAACGACCAAGUCCUGUCGCACCCCUGGUACCGGGCCAUCUGCGUCGACGGUAGGCCGGUCGGCGCGAUUUCGGUGAUGGCGAAUACGGCGGUGAGGGAUCGGUGCAGGGGAGAGCUAGGGUACGUUUUGGGGUCCAAGUUUUGGGGGAAAGGGAUCGGGACGGCGGCUGUGAAAUUGGUGGCGGAGAGGAUUUUUGUGGAGUGGCCGGAAUUGGAGAGGCUGGAGGCGCUGGUUGAUGUGGAGAAUUUGGCGUCUCAGAGAGUGCUGGAGAAGGCGGGAUUUCAGAGAGAAGGCGUUCUAAGGAAAUAUGGAGUGACGAAAGGGAAAACUAGGGAUUUUGUUAUGUUUAGUUUUCUUUCUACUGAUCUUCAAUCGUAAAAUUUAUGAAUUGCAGAUGAAUUUAGAUUUCAAAUUCGGUUGGUUUUGUAGAUUUUGUAUCUUUGGUUCUUUGUGCAGCCUUUGCAAGAGCUGCCAUUGGUGUGUAAUGUGUAUUUCUCCUCUAAAUUUAAACUGGAUUGUGAUUUUUUUUAAAAA
Molecule: messenger RNA, 826 nt
Organism: Benincasa hispida (wax gourd)
Lineage: Eukaryota; Viridiplantae; Streptophyta; Magnoliopsida; Cucurbitales; Cucurbitaceae
Product: Acyl-CoA N-acyltransferases (NAT) superfamily protein
Molecular function (GO): acyltransferase activity, transferring groups other than amino-acyl groups
Source: RefSeq, a predicted model, not a curated record